GAGGAAAUCUCUACGCAGCAGCAGUAGCAGCAGUAGCUGAGCUGGUCACUUCAGCGGUCACCUCACCACCCCCCACACACAAACGUCGUCCUCCAGGACAAGAACACAAGGCGCCAGCGACUCGGCCGUACGCCUGUUGGCGAAACGAAAACUCAUAACGGCCUUAUUAUAGCAGUUUCGAUGAACCACCACACCAAACAAGAGAAAUAUUAACUGUUUCGAAAAAGAAGGAAAAGAAAAAAAAGAAAGAAAAAACAAACAAACAAACAAAACAAAAGCAGCCCUGCCUGCGACAGCAGUAACAAAACAAAUCAUAACCGGGGACGUUCGCGGGGACAAAUUAGGAACUGAGGGAGAAAACAAAUUUGAAAAGAGGCCGAUCGCGCUAUCAGCACAGAAAGAGGAAGAGGAAGAGAAAGAGAGAGAAAGAGAGUGUAAUAGAGACCGAUACAUUGGAGCGCAAUACAUUAUAACAUUGUCCAUUUCCAAAGGAUUUCUCGAGAAGGAAAAUCAAUUAUUUUUCGACGUGACGUGAAAUACAAAUCGUGAAGACAAUCUCAUCUCUGACUUUUCACCUUUCCAUUUUUGGUGUUGGUGUGUGUGUCUACAGCAAAAGCAGUUCCACACAUCAUCUCUGUCUUACUACCAUUGAUUGCCCUGCUACAUGAUGGGAGUGGUGAGCCUCGGUUGGAUGAUCUUGCUCUGUGUCCUUUCUGAACGGAUAACCGUGCAUGGAGACCGUCAGGAGAACAAGUGUAGCCAGAACGCCGAGGUGAUGGCCAUGAGCACGUGCCAGGGAGAGAGACAGAGACUCUCCCUCGCCAGCAAGACCAACAACACGGCGCUGCUCUGUCGGAGUCUCCAGCAGUACUCUGACUGCCUCAAGCCCCGUCUGCGUGGCUGUCAAGGCCCGGCCCGCAUGGCCUUUGACGUCAUCACCGGCAAGUACACGGCACCACCCUACAGCUGCCCACUACUGGAGCCCAGAGAGACACAGGACACCUUCCUCCCCGGCUCACGUUCUUCGGUGCCCCAGGCUACGUUCCCUGACUAUGUGAAGCCAGUGCACUACCCGCCAAACCAUUCCCUGGACAACCUCAAACUGAACACAGACAGGACUGGGGGCAUCAACGGUGACGGUGAAGGGAGCAACAACGAUGAGACCCUCAACUAUGACAACAUCCCUGGGGACAAUGAUCCGCAGCAACAACAGCAGGAGGAAGGCGCAACGCAAAGGAACAAUGAGGUCGACAGCAGCAGCAGCAGCAUCAUCAACAACAUGGAGAGUACCCACAGCAGCGACAGUUACACUGAGCAGCACCAGCAGCGGAGCACUGGAGGUGUUGGCGGAGGAGGAGGAGGAGGAAGAGGAGGAGAGGUGCGUUACAACUACCCCAGCGUAAGCAACUCUGGGAUCAGCGGUGGCCGAGGGUUGGAGUCGACUCAGCAGAACACAGAGCACACCCAGGAGAACACGGCACACACCCAAGAGAACACAGCGCACACCCAGCCGGAUACAGCAUACACCCAGCAGGGCACAGCAAACACCCAUGAGAACACAGCACACACCCAGCAGGGCACAGCAUACAGUCAGGGGAACACAGCACACACCCAGCAGGGCACAGCAUACAGUCAGGGGAACACAGCAUACACCCAGGAGAACACGGCACACACCCAACAGAACACGGCACACACCCAACAGAAUAUGGCACAGCAGAAUAUGGCACACACCCAGCAGAAUACAGCACACACCCAGCAGGAUACAGCACACACCCAGCAGGGCACAGCAUACAGUCAGGGGAACACAGCAUACACCCAGCAGAAUAAUAUUCCACAUACCCAGGAGAAGGAGAACACAGCACACACCCAGGAGAACACGGCACACACCCAGCAGAACACAGCGCACAGCCAGCCAAGCACAGAGAGGCCAGCACAGACAAAAAUCAGCUCCUCCGGGGUGGAGAGAGAAGAAACGGAGGACAGCGUCGUGGCUACCACACCCCCUCCAAACCGCCAGUUCCAGCCUUCCAAAGCCGAUGGGAACACUGCCAGCCGUGUGCUGACCCCUGCUCUAGGCCUUCUGUGCCAAUGUGCCAUUGCAGUUUCCCUCUACAUGCAUCUAGUGUUGUGAGGGAAAGCUGCUGUUUUUGUGUGGGUUUUUUUCAGUUUUACUAAUAAACAAAGAAGAUUUCAUAACACCUUA
Messenger RNA from Aplysia californica (California sea hare), 2203 nucleotides. RefSeq names its product ras-interacting protein RIP3. The record is from RefSeq and is a predicted model, not a curated record. Bases 665 to 2131 code for a protein of 488 amino acids. The transcript is spliced from 4 exons. NCBI's taxonomy places the organism in Eukaryota, Metazoa, Mollusca, Gastropoda, Aplysiida, Aplysiidae.